AUCGUUCCUCCUCGGCCGUGACUGCAGGUCGCUUUUCGGCAGCGGUUAACCCGAGGCUCGGUCAGUCUGCGAGCGGUCGGAGGGAAGGGAUGGGGGAUCCAGCCAGCCUGAUGGAGACCACCGCCCCUCCUGUGGUCACAGCGACCAUGACAGCCGAGGAGCUGCAAGAUGGCGCCAAAACUCAGUCGGCCAGCAAGAACGGAAAGAAGUCGGACUCGGGCUCCAGCGGCAGCUUCUUCACCUGGUUCAUCGUUCUGGCCCUGCUGGGCGUCUGGACCUCCGUGGCCGUCGUCUACUUUGACUUAGUGGACUAUCAGGGAGUCCUCGACAAGGCUAAAGGCAUUCAGAUUAACCUGUCUGAGGCCUUGCAAGGUAAACUGGUGGCGUACGAUACAGACGGAGAUGGCGAUUUUGAUGUCGAGGAUGCUAAAGUGCUGCUAGGGCUGAAAGAGAAGGCCGUGGUGGUCACCCCCCGCCGUGAAGAGGCCGCCGCCCCGGUGGAGACCGCCGCUCCUACACCCACACCUGAAGCCGUGGUUGAGCCCGACCCCGCUCCCGUAGAGGAGGCCAUCGAAGCUGCUGUGGCCGAAGACACUGCUGUACCGCCGCCAGAGCCUGAAGCUGAGGAGGUUGCAUCUGAGCCAGAACCUGAACCAGAACCAGAACCAGAACCUGUGGAGCCAGAAGAGGUGAUUGAGGAGGACCCGCAGGUCCUGGAGGAGGAGCCUCCUGCUGUGGAGGAGGACACGCCCGUGCAGGAGGAGGCUCCGGUGGAGGAGCCCGCCGCUGAGGAGCCGGCAGCAGAGGAGGUGGAGGAGGCGGUGCAGGAGGAGGAGGAGGCGCCGGCCGCCGAGGAAGCCCCCGAGGCGGCAGAGGAGGAGAGCGUGAACGCUCCAGUGGAGGAGGAGGAGGAGGACUCCGCUCCUCCGGCUGAAGAGGAGGCGCCGGCGGCUGUGGAGGACGCUGUGGAGGAAGCAGCAGCUGAAGUAGCCGAGGAGGCCGUGACGGAAGAGGCUGUGGAGGAGGAAGCACCAGCAGCAGCGGACGAGGAGGAGGAGCAGGCCGCUGCCGCCGAGGAGGCUGUCGAGGUCGAAGCAGCAGCCCCAGAGGAGGAGGAGGUCACCACGGAGGAGGCAGUCCAGGAAGCAGAGGAGGAGGCUCCCGUCCAGGAGGUAGAAGCCGCAGCUGUGGAGGAAGAGGAGGAAGAGGCUGCUCCAGCUGAGGAAGAAGAGGCUGCUCCAGCUGAGGAAGAGGAGGCUGCUCCAGCUGAGGAAGAGGAGGCUGCUCCAGCUGAGGAAGAGGAGGCUGCCCCAGCUGAGGAAGAGGAGGCUGCCCCAGCAGAAGAGGAUGCUGCUGAGGAGGCCCCAGAGGAGGAGGAGGAGGAGGCAGCUCCUGAGGAAGAAGCUGCCGAGGAGGCGGUAGAAGAAGAAGUAACGGAGGAACAAACAGAACCAGCCACAGAGACGGUGGAAGUAACACAAGAGGAGGAGGAGGCAGUAGAGGAAGCAGCUGAGUUUGCCGAGACAGAAGAAGAGAAUCUGGACGAGCCCACAGAAACAUAGAGGCUGCCGCCGUUGCCGUGGCGACCAAGCGGGGCGCCACUGUUGUUGCAUCACCAGCAGCGCUCAGAGGGACGAAGCCUCUCUCCGCCUCCUGAGGAAUGAUGGAGUCGUCAUGACAACACUCGCCUCCUCCCGGCCCCCUGCUCCCGUCUGAAUCCCCCCUGUGUUUUUGUUUUUUUGUUUUUUUAUGGGGGGGGUUACUCCUCCUGUUUUUACCUCGUGUGUGUGUGUGUGUGUGUGUGUGUGCUUCAUUUCCUUCCUUCCAUCAGUCGGUGUGUGUCUGCACUGAAAGACGUGCACCAGUCAGACCCGUCGUUUGUUUGUUUGUUUUGAAGUCCGUCGGUCGGCGUUAGCAUAGCUUCAGAAGCUUCAUCCUUUUUCUAGAAGAGAACCAGCUCCUGUCAGGUGAGCUGAGGUCUGUAGAUUCUAUGCAAUUUCCUCCUCCUCCUCCUCCUCCUCCUCCUCCUCCUCCUCCUCCUCCUCCUCCUCCUCCUCCUCCCCGGUGUGUUCAUUUACCUCUCAGUAUGUGUUGACUCCAGGAUGAGCCAUGUGCUUGCACAUAACCUGUGUGUGUGUGUGUGUGUGUGUGUGUAAAGUGAGUUUCAUUAGUUAAUCAUUCCUUUGAGUUUUAGAUGUUUUGAAACUGUUUACGUGUGUGUGUGUGUGUGUGUGUGUGUGUGUGUGUGUGAGUGUGAGUGAGACAUUCCUAGAUUUUUUUUUUUCCUCCAUCUUUUCCUAAAUGAGCGCAGACCUUCAGGUGAGGACGCUGGAGCCUCACUGUGAGCUCCGGGUUCAGAGCAGCAAUGUAAACCAGGACAGAAUGGAUGAUAAAGACUUUUUCUGAUUUCUUGUUUUCCUCUCAAACACAAACUUGGCGCUCGCUGCGUGCCACCUCCUCCAGGCAGGCUGAAAGGCUUUUUGUUUUUUGUUUUUAACCCUGUGUGUUCGUUCUGUUGGGCCCACAGAGGAUCAUUACUGUGGAAACUCCAGCCAUAACCAGCUACCUGUUAUGUAACUUCACUGUCUCGGUUUUUCUUUCUUUUUUUUUUUUUUUUUUAAAGGAACAAAGAACUCUUUCCUCUCCUCUCCUCUCUCCUGUGUGGCAUCAGACCUGAUCUGUGUGUUUUAGAGGUUUAGCGUCGUCGUUCUUUGCUCCAGAUCAGACAGAAAUCAGCACGUAAUAGUUCUGUUGUGCUUUUACACUAACAUUUUAAACACAUCUCUGCGCGUUUUGGCCGUCAUUCCUGCAGCAUCUGCUCCAUGAAGGAUGCUGCGAAACAGAAAAGGUUGUCAUCAAUAGAUGGACCACAGCUUCGCAGAUCAUUUUUGUUUUUUGUUUUUCUCAUUAGAAGAGCCAAAAAAAAAAAAAAGAGAUGUUUUUGUGUGUUCUUUGUUAGGAGGUAAUGAAAACGUGUGUACAGUACGUGACGGCACACUAACUCUAUCCAGUCCCUUGCUGUCUCCUAUCUCCACUCACUGUAAGGACCAGGCUGUUUGUUCGGGAUGCGAAACAUUCCUGUGGUGUGCAGUAGCUGUUUUGUAGAAAACAACCUUUUUUUUUGUUUGUUCCUGUAAAA
Messenger RNA from Salarias fasciatus (jewelled blenny), 3139 nucleotides. RefSeq names its product fibrous sheath CABYR-binding protein-like. Lineage: Eukaryota; Metazoa; Chordata; Actinopteri; Blenniiformes; Blenniidae. Gene Ontology annotation, molecular function: peptidyl-aspartic acid 3-dioxygenase activity. Bases 90 to 1562 code for a protein of 490 amino acids. Gene Ontology annotation, biological process: peptidyl-aspartic acid hydroxylation. Gene Ontology annotation, cellular component: endoplasmic reticulum; membrane. The transcript has 12 exons. The record is from RefSeq and is a predicted model, not a curated record.